UUUUCGCCUGCUUCUUUUCGUCUCGACUCUCAAUUCGAGACUCUUUCAUUUUCGGCCAACAAGAUGUCUAAGCGAGGACGUGGUGGAACCGCGGGUGGAAAAUUCCGCAUCUCUUUGGGUCUCCCCGUGGGAGCCGUCAUGAACUGUGCUGACAAUACAGGAGCAAAGAACCUGUACGUCAUUGCAGUUUAUGGUGUCAAGGGUCGUCUUAAUCGCUUGCCUGCUGCUGGUGUUGGUGACAUGUUCGUUGCUACAGUGAAGAAGGGUAAACCAGAGCUGAGGAAAAAAGUUAUGCAAGCAGUAGUUAUUCGGCAGAGGAAGCCAUUUAGAAGGAAGGAUGGAGUAUUUAUAUACUUCGAAGACAAUGCAGGAGUGAUAGUAAAUAACAAAGGAGAAAUGAAGGGAUCAGCUAUCACUGGACCUGUUGCCAAGGAGUGUGCUGAUCUAUGGCCCAGGAUUGCCUCCAACUCCAGCAGCAUUGCUUGAACAUCAGUAUUGUGCUCUGUACUCCCUUAACAUCUGGUUUAAUGAGCAGCAAUACAGUUCAUCCUCAAAAAAAUGCAAU
Molecule: messenger RNA, 565 nt
Organism: Daphnia carinata
Lineage: Eukaryota; Metazoa; Arthropoda; Branchiopoda; Diplostraca; Daphniidae
Gene: RpL23
Product: large ribosomal subunit protein uL14
Exons: 4
Coding region: 64-486 (140 amino acids)
Biological process (GO): translation
Cellular component (GO): cytosolic large ribosomal subunit; ribosome
Molecular function (GO): structural constituent of ribosome; large ribosomal subunit rRNA binding
Source: RefSeq, a predicted model, not a curated record